CGCCGAUAUGGUAGUCAGAAGCAUAGGAAAUUCGCUCAUGGUAAUCAUACCGGAUUUACUGUCCAAAAAGAUCAACGAUUGGUUCGAGUUGAGGCGGCCGUUGAUAGCAUUCAAGUUUCAGACGAUUCUCAACCGCACAAAUAACAUCUUCGAGCUAGUCACUUCGGAAGCCGUCAAGAAGCGUCCGGAAAAUCAACGAAAGACUGAAAUAUUUCUGAGCGAGCAGGAACAGGAGGAAGAGGUCGAGAAGCAUCUGCGACUGAAAGGUCAAAUGAUCUACAUGGAAAACUGGCGGAUGAUCAUGUUUCUGGGCACGCCAGUGAUGCCGAAGCUGACAUCGCUCAUCAGCACCGGGCUGUACAUAAACGAUUUGUCGAUGCAUGAUUUUAGCAGGGACCUUAUGUUAGCUGGUACCCAGCAAUCGGUGGAGCUAAAGUUGGCGCUGGACCAAGAGCAGCAAAAAUCGAAGAAGCUGGAAGAAUCGAUGCGGAAGCUAGACGAAGAGAUGCGGCGUACCGAUGAACUGCUGUACCAGAUGAUACCGAAACAGGUUGCUGAUCGAUUGCGAAGAGGAGAGAACCCUAUCGAUACCUGCGAAAUGUUCAACAGUGUCUCGAUUUUGUUUUCGGAUGUGGUAACGUUUACAGAAAUUUGCAGCAGAAUUACCCCAAUGGAGGUGGUCUCGAUGCUGAACGCAAUGUACUCAAUAUUUGACAAUUUGACCGAGAGGAACAAUGUAUAUAAGGUUGAAACCAUAGGUGACGCAUACAUGGUGGUUUCGGGAGCCCCGGAAAAAGAGCAAAACCACGCGGAAAAGGUUUGCGACAUGGCUUUGGAUAUGAUUGAAGCAAUCACCGAUUUGAAAGAUCCCUCGACAGGAUCCCAUCUGCGGAUACGGGUUGGUGUCCAUUCGGGUGCUGUUGUAGCAGGUAUUGUUGGACUUAAAAUGCCCCGGUAUUGCUUGUUUGGUGAUUCCGUGAAUACGGCUUCACGGAUGGAAUCGACGGGACAAGCUAUGAAGAUUCACAUAUCACAAACGACGAGACACUUCUUGCCUUCAAAUUAUCACGUUUCUGAACGAGGAGAGAUCGAGGUCAAAGGAAAGGGAGCGAUGAAAACUUAUUGGUUGGAGCAUAAAGAAGACCGGGAACCUUUACAGUUAGCAUCUGAGGUAGUGAAGACACCUUCCAUCGAAUACGCCGAAUCCAACAAAGAUCGACGAGUUAGCAUAUCCACCUACAAUAUUCAGCUUAAGCAAUCGAGUGGAGGGUUAAGUUCUGCUGGCACGGAAGACCGGAGGGUAUAUUCUCCCGUAACCUUCGACGAUGUGGCCCGACGCAGUACAGCUAACUCACCUGUUAAGCUACACAGUUUUGGACCUCGUGGCAGAGAGAACCGUUCCAAUUCUACCGGGCAUGCUUUCAUGCACAGUGUGUCGGAUGUGUUCGGCUCCCUGGUGAGCGAUACGGAAGAGUUCCUGGAAGACCUUCAACAUCGCAACUCACUAAGCAAUACGCAAUACACUCCAUCCACUCCGUCCUCAUGCGCGUUUAGUCCUCCGCCCGGGUUUCGAUCAAAAUCGAAAUCGUUUAUACCAGGACAGUUUACUCAAGAGGAGCUGGAUCUUCUCUCGAACACAACGAAUUCUCCAUCAGCACAAAGUUCGAUAGACCAAAACGUCCAACCAGAGCUACCAAAGAAAUCAAAUCUGGUGAACAGGUCUCAGCACCCAACUUCUUCAACGUAUGAGCAGCAACGUGCAAAGAUGCGAAAAGCCAAGCUGGAUAGUGUUCAACAGAAGCAAAACGAAGCACUGAAGAAGCUGGACAAAAUGGUUCAGGACAUCUACGAUACCGACCUGCCGGGAAUGUGCUUCAUGAAUCCACCAGGGUCCCGGUCCGAUAGUAACAUUUGCAAGAACAACUGCAGUAGUAACAACGUAUCAAGCACCUCAACCGCUUGUAGAUCCCAAGCACCUGCGGCACCUCAGCAAUCGACGGCAACUCAGCCGCAGCCCGGUUGUGAGCAUACUCGAUCCCUGCCGCAGCACUGCUGUACCGGCUGUGGUACGGGAUCCCAAAACGCUGGUGGAGCCGGCCCCACCAAGUUGCCGCAAAGUGUUAGCUUCACCCACGCGAAAGAGCACAAAUGUUGUCCGGGCUACGGGGCAGCCAUGGCGCAUCACCAGAAUGGUCGACACCACAAAGUGCACUCCAAUGCUUGUCAGAUUCUCUAGAAUCGUCUUAGAACCUAGCGACAGCCUUAGGCUGGGAACAUGUGUGCCCGUUCCAGAGCUAUCUGAGACUAGAGAAGUGGUAUUGUUGGGUCGAGUGGGUCUUGAAAUUACACCAAGCAUGGCCUACUGGAUGCAAUAGUUGUCCGCCAAGAAGGGCACACAUGUUCUUAUUUAUUAGUGUUAAGAAAACAUACCAAAGUCUGUUUUAGCCAGUUUUCUUUUGUAGUCAGCUUGUCCAUUCGAGUAAUGUCGGAAAACCAGUGAAGCACAAAGGGUUCUGAUAAAGUUUAUUUUUUUAUGGUUUUUUAAGUAGUGCUAGAAACUAAUACUAAUGCACAAAGUUUAAGGGAUGGAAAAGCAAAGAUAUACGAUCCGUUACUUCAGGUGCGACUUCGUUGAAACUUCGUUGAGGGUUGACAAACUUCGCUUUUAUCUUUCAACUAUUCAGAACGUGUUUGGAUUGCCAAGAAGGUAAGACCCAUAGCUUUUUUAAAUCUUACAUCGUAAGCAACUCAAUGUGAGGAAAUCAGGCCGAAAUUUUAGUGACAUGACAAGUACUAUGUCAUAGUAACUCCAAAACCGUUUUUUUACAAGAUGUAAAUUUGAUUUUAAACCAUAACAGCCGGGUGUUUGUUGCCGUGAGUGGGCUCGUCCCACUAAAACCACCUUGGGCUUCGUGUGCCAGAUGUGCCCCUUGGUUUCACUCUAUGAUACUACAUCAAGGGGUAGGCUGUGCUCAUGCACUUAUACAUCUCACCCUUUUCCUCUUUCUCAAUUUUGGUGUUUCUCCUUGAUCUUCGUUCUGCAUUAUCCUCUUUCUCCUUUUUCCUCCUUCUCCUUUUCCUCUACCGCUUCAGACUGGUACGGAAGACCCCGAGGCGAGUGUCGGUUAGGUAACGCUUUCAUAGUAACUCACGCCCGUCACAGCAUCCACUACCCCGGGGACCUCGAAACGCGUGCCGGUUAGGAAACCCUUUCAAAGUAACUUGCGCCCGUCACAGCAACCACUCCCGCAGAAUUUCUUACCACCAAGGCAUGGCCGGUUGAGAGACUACCAAGCUAGAAUCCCGUCACGACCACCCCGAAUGGUAUCUCCGCUUCCUUUUGCUGCAGGAAAGAUCGUAGCUGAGUACGUGAGACCUUUUAAGUCCCACCACACGUAUGAGUCCAGAUAAGGGUUAUACCGCGCCCUAAGAUCGCGUUGCUUUUGAAUUGAAGUGUCAUACGAGGCCCAAGACCUUCCAUUAGCUUGUCAAAUUUGGUUGACUAUCUCGCUCUCUACGUUCAUCAUCUUUCCUGAUUCUUAUCAGAUCGCGCAUGAUUUGCAUAAUUUCGUCGACUAUAGCACGCCACGACUGUUCGUCGCGACACAUUUCACUCACUAUGUUUUCAGCGUUCAAAUUUAGAAGUUGUUGACGCCUAGAAAUGAACCUGGGACAGACAAAGAUAGCUUGUUCUGCCGAUUCCUUCGUAUCUACGCAUUCCGGGCAAUAAGGCGAGCUGAUAAGCUUAAACCGAUGAAGCUAUUGCUUAAAGCAUGUAACAUAUACUUGUGAAAGUCUAUCAAAACCUCAAGCGAUCCUACAAGCAUUCCCAGUCUCUGAAAAUUGCCAAGCUACGAGACGUCAGGUAGAACUUGGCAGCUAAAAUGUGAUCAGGUUUGGAUUCGGCAUUAAAUGACGAAACCAAAGAGAACGGAAACAAAACAGAUUAAACGAUGAUCCGCGCGGCGCGUCGUAUGAUGGGUUAUGGAGCCCUAGCCAAGAAGGUCUCGUCCAUUUCGAGCUUGACCACACAGCGAGCAACAGUUCUGUUAGUAGUGCUGUAAACAAAGAAAAACGUGCUUAAGUAGUGAUCAGCAUCUCGUGAGUUUACUGAGUCGUGUACCAGGAUAUGUAAGCCUAAUAAUCUUGUUUUGUUUAGGCUUUUAUUACGACAAUUAGGUCCAGCUUGUUUUGAUAAAACAAGAAAAGAAAAAACAAAAAUCAGAUAAACGUUAAUACCUAAAAGCACUUUACAUGAUUGUAAUGCAAUUGUAUUUUUGUUAACUGAACCUCGAAGGUUUCCCUUCGAGAAGGGACCUCCCCUCGGAACACGGACGACUGAAGUGCGACAUCCCUAAUUUGAAGGCACUAGAAGUGAUUUCCUUGUCGUGCAACAUCGCCGACCGCGAGAAGUUGCGGGUAGCCGUAAUUAAAUCGCGGUGUCGUCGUGACUAAACCCUCCAUGUUAGGGUGGUGUAUCAGUUUCAUCGAUUCGCCUACCUCAACUUCAUAGCCUCGACACCAACAGUAACUAAAGCGGUGUAGCAUCGGCUACGAAUGAACUCACCUACCUGUUACCGAUGCCGGGCGCCGGUGUCGCUCACUAAUAAGCAGUUAACACCUGGAAUUUUGGAAUCUUGGAACCUGGGAAGAACAACAACAAGCAUGCGCAUGCCAACGGAAAACUGUAAGGUUAGAUAGAAAUAAGCACCAAUGUAAAUACUGACACCCUCCCAAAAGUAAAUUGAAUGCCGAACCAAUAUUGUAUACACAGAAAUCUGCUUGUUGUGGUGAUUUUGAGUGCCGAGGUUUUCUUGGCCGGUUUUUCGAUUUCGUUUUUAGUAUAGGCUCUGGUGAGGAAAACCUUCAAAGGACACCUCAUCACCCUUUGAUUGUUGAAGAUUUUGCUUUGGAUUGUCGUUUGGUUCGGAUUGCUUCGGUUUUCGACCAGAGCACAUUUUUCUGGUCGGGACUAGCCCUGAGGUCUCUUACCUGGGUACGGGUUUUCUACAGGGACAAAUUGCGACACCACGGUGCUUUCGAGUACCUGGUGCGUGCAUGAAGUGGUGGUUCGCUUAAGGGAUUGCCUCCUACUACCUUCCCCCCCGUUAUAAGCACCUAUGACCCGAGAGGAACUGCGUCAGGUAAAAGUUGACCUCUCCAUACAUCCAAUUCAUCAAGUCUGAAAGUCGCGGGAUUAGCCUAAGCGUCCAUCUUGCGUUGUUCGAUGCGUCCAAUUUCUCCUGCCACUUAAGCAUUGACUCUGCUCGUGCUCGGACAUCGUUACAAGGUCUUCUAGCUCCUCGAUUGUUUCGUCGGUGAUCAUGAGCACGAAUACGUCAGCAAAUUCUACUACCUGCGCGCCUGCUGGUAGUUUCAGCGUUAACACCUCAUUAUGCAUGACGUUCCAAAGCACAGGUCCGAGUAUGGAACCCUGUGGAACAUCUGCUAUUAGGGCAGUAGAUCGUAAUCCAGUUUCGGUUUCGUACGUCAGGACAUCUUGUGAAGCGCUUUGGCAAUAGUUUUCCAGUUGGCAUUGUUGAAGGCAUUCUUAAUGUCGAUCGUCACAAUGCCGCAGUGACGAACACCUGUACUGACAAUGCUACUCUGACUUGAACGCGCUCGAUAUCUGAGAGCGAUAAACAAGCGCCACGAGGCGCGUUUGUUGCUGACACAUCCUUCCAGGUCCCUUUUGGUAACCGGUUCAGCCCAAUACCGCCGGGAAUAAUACGCUGAUAAUCUGCAUGGAGGGUUGAUCGACUUGUGCGUACACAUCUUAACGGGGAUUCAUCGUUUGAAAGCAAGUUUCUGGCUCGACACGUCAUUCCGCACUCGCUUAUACCGAUCGAAGUGGUAUCGUGUUCCUCGUGUAGAGACCAUCAAAAGCAGCUGCUGGGAGCGAUGGAAAUGAAAGACAAAAGUACUAAGGACAUAUCCUAAUGAAUUGGUUGCUGGUUACUGUUGGUUUUCCCAAGGUUGCUAGAAAAGUUCCGUCGAAACCAAACUCCUGGAAUGUAGAUCGUGACUGAGUUUUAGAUUUUCGCUCGUUGUGUAGUGGUUUUGCCCUAGAGCAAGAUGGUCUGUUGUUCCAGUUCCCGGCCUUACGUCCGAAUGCGGCGGAAUAAUCUAUCAAAUGUUCCGAGUACAAUUAGCGCGUGGUCAUUUUUUUAAGUUUUGUCACUCUCCAGUAGCCGUUGAUGGCACAGUUGAUCCGACUCCAUCCGGAAUCAAAGUGAACUGGUUUACCUUGCAGCCUUUUUUUCGGUCCUAUAGUUUCUCCGAUGCAUGGAGCGAAUUUCGCCAAAACGGUUCCGCAAAACAACACCGAACGCCACACUUUUGUCUGUUUUUCUCCACACUGUAUCAAGUAGUUUUUUUGUCUAUUUAUUUAUAUUUUUGACGUUUGUGUCGAGCGAGGGGUGUCUCGAAUUGCAGUAUCCCGGAUCGAAAAAUCGGUCCAAAAUCGGUCCAAAAUCGGUCGAGAUUUGGUCCGUUCAACCCGUGAACCGAUCCGAAAACAGACUAGAAAACAAACAAAAUUCGGAUCAAUACAGUGCCCUGGUCACACAACUUUCGUGACGACGAUAAGUUUUUGCGAGUGAGCUGUCAAAACAACCAGGCCUUUUCCAGACCAAAAUCUGUCAGUUUUUCGAUCGAAAUCCGUCAGUUUUCCAACCGAAAUCGGUCCGUUUUCCGACCAAAAUCAACUGACGACAGAAUCCGAACGUGCUGCUAGUGCUGCCAUUUAUACAGUUGCUUAUAUUGAUUUUAAAAAAUGUCAUAAAUGAAAAAGAGGAGGAGGAGCGAAUGCUAUACACAGAAAAAAAUUUUGACUAUUACGUCUCACUGAAACUGAAACCUUUAAAAUAAAUCAACAUGUAAUUAACAAAACCUGUAAUUUUAAAUUGUUUUCCUUGAAAGUUAACGUAGAUUCAUUGAUUAUUACAGCAAAUGUCCUGUAAAAAAGUUG
Uranotaenia lowii is the source of this 6970-nucleotide messenger RNA. RefSeq names its product soluble guanylate cyclase 88E (gene Gyc88E). Gene Ontology annotation, cellular component: guanylate cyclase complex, soluble. Gene Ontology annotation, molecular function: guanylate cyclase activity; oxygen sensor activity. Lineage: Eukaryota; Metazoa; Arthropoda; Insecta; Diptera; Culicidae. The transcript is spliced from 8 exons. Gene Ontology annotation, biological process: nitric oxide-cGMP-mediated signaling; cGMP biosynthetic process; response to oxygen levels. The coding region runs from base 8 to 2236 and encodes 742 amino acids. The record is from RefSeq and is a predicted model, not a curated record.